UAGAGACACACAGACCGCGACCGUUAUGUCCUCUUCUCUGCGGCUCGUCCUCCUCUUCCUCCUCCUCGGCCCGUCUUCCUCCGCCUGCCGGUUCCGGAUCCCGCCUCACGAGCAGGUGGCCCGGGUCGCGCGCUUCAUCGCGCACCGGUGCGACUGGACCUCCAUGGCCACCAUAUCCACUCGCAGCCCGGUGGUGGGUCAGCCGUUCUCCAACGUGUUCUCGGUGAGCGACGGACCCCCCGGGACCAGCACCGGGGUUCCCUACAUGUACCUGACCCGCAUGGAGAUCUCGGUCCAGGAUCUGCAGGUGAAUCCUCAGGCGUCUCUGUCCAUGUCUCUGGCUCAGACAGAUUACUGCCGGCAGCAGGGCUUCGACCCUCAAAGUCCACUCUGCGCCCACAUCAUCCUGUCUGGAUCUGUGCUUGAGGUAAACGGCACGGAGGCGGAGUUUGCAAAGAAAGCUCUGUUCACCCGCCACCCAGAGAUGAUCGACUGGCCGGUGGACCACAGCUGGUUCUUCGCCAAGUUCAACAUCACCCAGGUGUGGGUGUUGGAUUAUUUUGGGGGGGUGAAGACCGUCAGUCCAGAGGAGUACUACCAGGCUGCACCUCACAGGAAGUCCCUCUGACGGAAUUGAACCUUCAACCUGAAGAGCUGCAGGAUCGAUAAUGGCGUGAUGUCCACGAGACGCUGAGCUCCCGAGUCUUUAACUUUAAACAAAUGUUUUUAAUCUGUUUAGAUCUAAACAUCAAACUGAUUCACUUCAUCAUUUUUAAAUGAAACAAGACAAUUUUUUUUUUUACAUGGAAAUUUUUACUCGAUCAAUUUUAAAACGUAAAUUUUGCCGUGAAAGUUUAUAAUUUUGAAGUGAACUUGUGCCGCGUAUAAUCCCUCUUAGUUCAACUAAACCUCCCAACAGAGUAUAUUUUUUAUAAAGAAUUUCAAACUUAAACAUUUAAACGUUUUGUUUAUUUAACAAUGAUUAUCCUGUCUGUAGAAACAUGUUUGAAAAUAAGUUUAAUAUUUAAAAAUAAGUUGUUUCAGAUUCUGACCACUAGAGGGAGACACUCAAGAGUUUUUAUUCUCUUUUCAGAAGUUUUCAAACCUUAAAUCUUCUGAUUCCAAAUAUCUUCUUUAGUUUGACCAGUUUUUUUAUUAUAUCAGAAGGAAUUAUGUUAAAAAUAUAUAUUUUUAUAGUUCAUAUCAGGACCCCCGACUUGGGGUUUUGUGGGCCGUAGUGGGGCCCCGACCCGCUCUUUGGGAACCCCUGCCCAGUUUCCAGUCAGAUUAAGAUGUUUGGUGUUUUAUUCAAUUUACAUGAGAGUUCUAGCGUUACUUAUCUGUAUUUUUCUUAUAUUUUUUGUUUGUUUUUCAGGAAUAAAGCAGAAAGAUUUUAAAUAUUUUCGAAAAGAUCGCAGAUUAUGCUCUGAAUUUGCACUGAAACGUUAAAACCAAAAGUCCACUUUUUACAGAAACACGUUUAGAGGAAGAAACGAGCAUUUACAGACGAGAUAUUUAAUAAUAAUGUUGAUUAAUUAGUCUUAUUUCAAUUUUAGUUCUCAUUUUUACUUUGAACUUCAGUCACAAACUGAUAUAAAUGUGAUUAACAGAUGUAACUUAUUGCAGAAAGGUUUAGUUGAAACGCUCUUAAAACCUUAUUUUUUUAAUCUUUCGUAUAUUUAAGUUCGUUUCAAAAAGCUUUGUUGUCUUGAAAUGUUUUUAUAAUCAAAAGCUUUCUAAAUUUUAUAAAAUCGAGAUUAAAUGU
Nematolebias whitei (Rio pearlfish) is the source of this 1765-nucleotide messenger RNA. It is a transcript of the gene creg1, whose product is annotated as cellular repressor of E1A-stimulated genes 1. The transcript is spliced from 5 exons. The record is from RefSeq and is a predicted model, not a curated record. The coding region runs from base 26 to 628 and encodes 200 amino acids. NCBI's taxonomy places the organism in Eukaryota, Metazoa, Chordata, Actinopteri, Cyprinodontiformes, Rivulidae.